AUGCACAUUCUCGUCGUUCUUGCUCUUAUCGCAGCCAGCGCAGAGGGCAAAGGGACUACAGUCCGGAAGACUGGCACUGGCCCGACGGGGUACGAGGUUGACUUUGUCUUCACGCCCAAUUCGACCACUAAUGCUUCAUCGGUGCUGCUGGGUGGGUUCCCCUUCUUCUCGGACCCGCUGCAUGCCUCCCUGGUCAAGACAGAUGGAUACACCCCCUACGAAUGGCGGGCGGAUAUGUUCUCGAUGCGUCUGUCGCCCGACUAUGGCAAUGAAGCCGGCACGCUGUCUGGCCUGGCAAUGCAAUAUAACAACCAGACAGGCGACUGGGAGGUCACCGUGCCACUCCCCUCGGGCACCUGGCUGUACGCCUAUUAUCCCGACUGCACGACGGGCAACUGGCGAGACUGUAACGUCUCGCUCGUAGACCCGUCCAAUCUACCGCUGGAAGCCUUCCCGGGAGACCAGCUGCUCAGCGCCAUCCAACUGCCUUUUGACGGGGAGUUCCAGGUGCAGAAUUAUGACUGGCAGCUCCCGCUUGAGGACGUCUCCAAACGUGGGAAUGUCAGUUUCCAUCAGUAUGCCUCGCCCGGGUCGACCUCUCCAUACCCAGAUGUCCAUGACGUGGGGAUCUAUCUCCCCAGUGAAUACGGCCUAUAUUCCAACAAGACAUACCCGGUGCUCUAUCUUUCCAACGGUGGCCAGGGAUCCGACUCUGACUGGUUCCAACAAGCCCAAAUCCAUCAUAUCAUGGACCGUCUCAUUGAUGCCGGGGCCCUCGAGCCGACCAUUCUCGUCACACCGGACUGGUAUAACCUCGGCUUCACGCUCGAAGAAUACGAGACCAACGCGACGCUGCAAGCCGAAUACCUAGAUGUUGUUGGCUAUGACCGCUUUUUCAACAAAGUGCGCGAGAAUUUCUUCUCCUACCUCAUGCCAUGGGUAGAGGACCACUACGCGAUAGCCAACGACUCCUCACAGAGAGCGUUUGGUGGUCUCGCGCUCGGCGGGACAUUGACACUGGCCAUGCUCUUCAAUGCUACUGACUAUUUCUCUUCCUAUUGCGUCAUGUCGCCCACGCCGGCGCCGGCAGCGGGAGAUUCGCAGUACAACGCUACCACCAACCCGGCGCUGCGGCAGGUGGGAAUCCUCACGGGGGCAGGCUUCUAUGAUACUACCUUCCCGGCUGCGAGAGACUGGGAAGUUGCUUUGGCGGUUGAGAAUGUGACGUAUGCGAGCCAUUACUCCAUGACGGGCGCCCAUGAAUGGAGUACCUGGCAGGAGAUCGUGUAUGUGUAUCUGCGGGAUGUUUUAUGGCGGCCUGUUCCAUAUAGUGCAUGA
Molecule: messenger RNA, 1338 nt
Organism: Penicilliopsis zonata CBS 506.65
Lineage: Eukaryota; Fungi; Ascomycota; Eurotiomycetes; Eurotiales; Aspergillaceae
Exons: 3
Coding region: 1-1338 (445 amino acids)
Source: RefSeq, a predicted model, not a curated record